This is a messenger RNA of Limanda limanda (common dab), 760 nucleotides long. It is a transcript of the gene tmem98, whose product is annotated as transmembrane protein 98. The transcript has 6 exons. Lineage: Eukaryota; Metazoa; Chordata; Actinopteri; Pleuronectiformes; Pleuronectidae. Gene Ontology annotation, cellular component: endoplasmic reticulum. The record is from RefSeq and is a predicted model, not a curated record. The coding region runs from base 1 to 675 and encodes 224 amino acids.
AUGGAGACGGUGGUGAUCGUAGCCAUUGGGGUGUUGACCACCAUUUUCCUGGCCUCCUUCAUUGCCCUGGUGGUAGUGUGCAGACACCGCUACUGCCACCCCCACGACCUGCUGUACCCCUUCGACUCCAAACCGACGGUCGAUCUGAUCGGAGCCAUGGAGACUCAGAGCGAACUGUCGGAGCUGGAGCUGGACGACGUGGUCAUCACCAACCCUCACAUCGAGGCCAUCCUGGACAACGAGGACUGGAUCGAAGACGCCUCGGGUCUGGUCUCUCACUGCAUCUCUAUCCUGAAGAUCUGCCACACCUUGACUGAGAAGCUGGUUGCCAUGACAAUGGGCUCAGGGGCAAAGGUCAAAGCGCCAGCGAGUCUGAGUGACAUCAUCACCGUGGCAAAACGCAUCAGCCCGAGGGUAGAUGAUGUUGUCAGAUCUAUGUACCCUCCUUUGGAUCCAAUUCUCCUGGACGCCAGGGCCACCGCUCUGCUCCUCUCAGUCAGCCACCUGGUGCUGGUCACCCGCAACGCCUGUCACAUGUCCGGCAGUAUGGACUGGAUUGACCAGUCGCUCCACGCCGCAGAAGAUCACAUGGUGGUUUUGCGUGAGGCGGCGCUGGCCUCUGAACCGGAUCGGGGCAUGCUUGGAGUGAUCGCACACAGAGAGCAAGCCAUUUAGAGGGAGCACAGACACUGACAGAAGUAGAACAGCAGCAGACCGUCACGAACACGGCUCAGUUUUUUAUCCAUGAGCUCAGUUGAUA